This is a messenger RNA of Colias croceus (clouded yellow), 1486 nucleotides long. RefSeq names its product zinc finger BED domain-containing protein 4-like. Bases 224 to 1486 code for a protein of 420 amino acids. The transcript has a single exon. The record is from RefSeq and is a predicted model, not a curated record. Gene Ontology annotation, molecular function: protein dimerization activity. Lineage: Eukaryota; Metazoa; Arthropoda; Insecta; Lepidoptera; Pieridae.
UGUGAACCGGUUUCAUAAAAACCUAAAAAAAACCGGUUUUUGUGAAAACCGAUAAUCACCGGUUCUCAUUCAAAAACCGAUUACAAUUUCAAAACAUGUAUCCGAGUAUUCCGAGUCGUCAAUAUGUAUCCAAAUUUGGAUCUGUUCCGUCAAAAAUGUUGUCUAGGUAGGUACUACAUGUGAUGUUCCAACUUCACACACAGGUGAAAAUCUAGCUGAAAUUAUGACUAAUUUACUAACAGAAUGGAAGAUUUUAGGAAAAAUUUCUGCUAUUGUUACUGAUAAUGGUACUAACAUGGUAAAGAUGUGCAAUUUGCUGGAAAUACGGCACAUGCCGUGUUUUGCCCAUACGCUUAAUUUAACUUUGGAUGAUUCUAUGGAGCUUUCUCAGGUGAAUGACAUAGCUAAAAAAUGUAAGGCCGUCGUAAAAUUUUUCAAGAAAUCAUCAGUAGGGUGGCGAGCGCUUAAAUUAGCCCAGAAGGAAAGAAACCCCGAUUCAACUCCUUUGAAGUUGAUACAAGAAGUAUCUACACGGUGGAACAGCACAUUCUACAUGCUGAAGAGAAUACUACAGUUAAGUGACGUUCUCGCACUAGUGUGUAGGAAAUUGGAUCAGGCACCAGAAUUCUUAACUGCUUCCGAAGAAGAAGCAGCUAGAGAAGUUAUCAGUAUUUUGGAAAUAUUUGAGGAAGCUACAAAACUCGUUAGUGCUGAUCAGUAUCCGACUAGUUCACUAGUCAUUCCGAUAAUAUGUGGACUAUUUGAAAAAUUGAACACUAUUGAAAUUUCCCUGAAUCCUAUAUCUGUUAUAGGCAAGAUGUUUCACUCAUCAGUGAGGCGAAACAUAAGUAGCAGACUCCUGGCAUAUGAGACAAGAAGUGUAUCUCAAAUAUCUACAUAUUUACAUCCAGCGUUAAGAACUGGUUUUCGUCAACCGGAAAACAUGCUGUCGGCGAAAGAGUUAGUCAGAAGAGAAUUGUCUCAAAACAUAAAAGAUUCCGACAGCUGUGUGCCAUCAACUUUGGAGCAAGCAAGUACAACUUCGAGUGAAGAUGUAACACCACAGAAAAAACCUGGACUGCUGGACUUUAUAAAACAAAGAAGACCCUUUAUAAAUUCAACUGCUUCUGCUGUUAAUAUAUUACGUAUGUAUAUGGAGACAGAUCCUCAAAGCGAAGAAGCCGAGAUCACAAAAGCAGCUAAAAGUGCGGGAGCUUUUUGGUCCAGCAACAAACACUUAGCGCCGUUAAAUACAAUAGCGCUAAAGUAUUUGGCCAUACCAGCGACAUCGGUACCUUCGGAGAGGAUGUUCUCCAAAUCAGGAUAUGUAUUGUCUUCUCGAAGGAGCAGGCUACAAGCAGAUGCUGUGGACCAAAUUUGUUUUAUAAAUCAGAACUUUUUUUAUAUUCAACUUUGUGAGUGCUCAUGGGCGGUGGUGAUCACCUCACUAGGUGACCCAUCUGCUCCGUUACCCGCUCUAUUAUAA